This is a messenger RNA of Capsicum annuum, 1749 nucleotides long. RefSeq names its product sulfite oxidase. Gene Ontology annotation, molecular function: molybdenum ion binding; oxidoreductase activity. Bases 278 to 1459 code for a protein of 393 amino acids. The transcript is spliced from 12 exons. Gene Ontology annotation, cellular component: mitochondrion. Lineage: Eukaryota; Viridiplantae; Streptophyta; Magnoliopsida; Solanales; Solanaceae. The record is from RefSeq and is a predicted model, not a curated record.
ACAUGGGUAGGCAAAAGCCAAAAACAAUGUGGUGGCGUAGAGAAGGUGACAAAAUGUGGAAUGCUGAUUCCAACAAAUCCAGCGUGGCAAUCGAGGCGAUGUCUACCUUACAAUGUUUCAUUUAAGUAUUUUCCUUGUUCGCCUCAAAUUCGUUACGUCGUAGGGCCUCUCCAUUAUUCCUACAAAAACCUCCCUCAUCCCUUUCGCUCGCACGCACACGCACACGCACAUCCCCUCUUAUCAGGACUACUAAUCAGAAGAAACUGACAAGCGAGAAAUGCCUGGGAUUAAAGGACCCUCCGAUUAUUCCCUUGAACCUCCGCGCCAUCCUCGCCUUAAAAUCAAUGCCAAGGAACCCUUUAAUGCUGAGCCGACUCGUUCAGAUCUGAUUACAUCUUAUGUCACUCCCGUUGAGUUCUUUUACAAGAGAAACCAUGGACCUAUACCUGUGGUGGAUGACAUUGAGAGGUAUUCCGUUUCUCUGUGUGGUCUUAUAAACAAUUCCAAGGAGUUGUUUAUGAAGGAUAUUUGGAAGCUUCCAAAAUAUACUGUUACUGCCACUUUACAGUGUGCCGGUAACAGAAGAACUGCUAUGAGCAAGAGUCGAACUGUGAAAGGAGUCGGAUGGGAUAUUGCUGCUAUAGGAAAUGCUGUUUGGGGUGGAGCGAAACUAGCAGAUGUUCUUGAAUUAGUUGGAAUACCUUAUUUGACUAGUAUCUCACAAUCUGGAGGAAAACAUGUUGAAUUUGUGAGCAUUGACAAGUGUAAGGAGGAAAAUGGAGGUCCUUAUAAGGCAUCAAUUCCAUUGAGUCAGGCUACAAACCCUGAAGCUGAUGUUCUGCUGGCUUAUGAGAUGAAUGGCGAGCCGCUUAAUAGGGAUCAUGGCUAUCCACUGCGUGUGGUUGUCCCAGGUGUAAUCGGUGCCCGUUCAGUUAAGUGGCUUGAAUCCAUCAAUAUCAUUGCCGACGAAUGCCAGGGAUUCUUUAUGCAAAAAGACUACAAGAUGUUUCCACCAACAGUGAACUGGGAUAACAUCAACUGGUCAACUAGGAGAUCUCAGAUGGACUUUCCUGUUCAGAGCGCAAUAUGUUCCCUGGAGGAUGUGAGUGUUGUAAAGCAUGGAAAGAUAACUAUCAAGGGAUAUGCAGUAUCAGGAGGUGGGCGUGGCAUAGAAAGAGUAGACUUGUCUGUUGAUGGUGGUAAAACUUGGGUGGAAGCCAACAGAUACCAGAAAACUGGCAUUCCAUAUAUUGCUGAUGAUUCAAGUAGUGACAGAUGGGCAUGGGUCUUUUUUGAAGCUGAGGCAAAUAUUCCACAGAGAGCGGAGAUAGUUGCUAAAGCGGUGGAUAUAUCUGCAAAUGUCCAACCUGAAAGUAUAGAUUCUAUUUGGAAUCUGAGAGGAAUCCUGAAUACCUCAUGGCACCGGGUUCAAGUCCGAGUUGGUCAAGCAAAUCUUUAGGCUGUGUUUCUCGUGUUGGUUGGAAGAACGCAUUCAUCAGCAUCACAUGCAAUGGCUGUAUCUCUUCGUUGCUUAAACUGAAAAUAGCAUGUUUUCUUGAUGUGGUCUCAAAUACUGAUGGAGAAUGGUAAUAAUCUGGAACUGGUUGCAGCUUGAAAAUCAGUUGUCUUGUUCUUUCCCCAGUAUAUACGUGUUUUUCUUUUUUGAUGCUGUGGAGUUUGAUCAGGACAGGCUCCUAAAUAUUUGUCUGUAUUAUGUGUUUUGGGAUGACAGAACUACUUUGUUGGAAA